Messenger RNA from Anguilla rostrata (American eel), 4763 nucleotides. RefSeq names its product death-associated protein kinase 2-like. The coding region runs from base 237 to 1322 and encodes 361 amino acids. NCBI's taxonomy places the organism in Eukaryota, Metazoa, Chordata, Actinopteri, Anguilliformes, Anguillidae. Gene Ontology annotation, cellular component: nucleus; cytoplasm. Gene Ontology annotation, molecular function: protein serine/threonine kinase activity; ATP binding. The record is from RefSeq and is a predicted model, not a curated record. Gene Ontology annotation, biological process: intracellular signal transduction; protein phosphorylation; positive regulation of apoptotic process. The transcript is spliced from 12 exons.
GCAGACCUACAAACACGUGAGCGCGCAAGAGUGCAGCGGAGCGCGUAGCGGCUCCUGAGAUAAAACGCUUGCCUAUUCGGGAUAAGCGUUGACACUUCUGUCGAGCAGAGUACAAUGCGGCGGUCUGAGAAGUCGAGGGAUUCAUUUUUAUAAGGUCUAGCCUUUCGCGUCUGACGGGAAAUCGGCUGAGCAACGUGCAUUGAGUGUCGUACCUUUGAGGGGAAAAAAUAACAUCCAUGAGGACUGCGGGAAUGGACGUGUUCAAGCAACAAAAAGUGGAAGAUUUCUAUGAAAUCGGCAAAGAACUGGGGAGCGGACAGUUCGCCAUCGUGAAGCGGUGCCGCGAGAAGAGCACGGGACUGGACUACGCCGCCAAGUUCAUCAAGAAGCGGCAGAGCCGGGCCAGCCGGCGCGGGGUGUGCCGGGACGAGAUCCAGCGCGAGGUGGAGAUCCUGCGGCUACCCCCUCACAGCGACACCUCAACAGCGGGUCAUGUACACCGCAAUACUCAUGUGUGUUUGUGCUGCAGGGUCUCUGGCGGUGAGCUGUUUGACUUCCUGGCGCAGAAGGAAUCUCUGUGCGAGGAGGAGGCCACGCAGUUCAUUAAGCAGAUCCUGGAGGGGGUCCACUACCUGCACGCCCGGAAAAUAGCGCACUUCGACCUGAAGCCAGAGAAUAUCAUGCUUCUGGAUAAGAACCAUUCCUUGCCAAGGAUCAAGAUCAUCGAUUUUGGCCUGGCUCACCGAAUCCAGGAAGGAACAGAGUUCAAAAACAUUUUUGGAACUCCUGAAUUUGUCGCUCCAGAGAUAGUUAACUAUGAGCCCCUGGGACUAGAAGCAGACAUGUGGAGCAUAGGAGUCAUCACCUAUAUUCUGCUGAGUGGCGCUUCGCCCUUCCUGGGAGACUCCAAACAGGAAACCCUGGCGAACAUCUCGGGCAUGAAUUACGAGUUUGACGAGGAGUUCUUCGGUCACACCAGCGAGCUGGCCAAGAGCUUCAUCAGACAGCUGCUGGAGAAGAACACCAGGAAGAGACUGACCAUUCAGGGUGCUCUCAACCACCCAUGGAUUACGCCCGUGGACCCAAGACAAGCUCUGGUUCGCCGGCUAUCUGUCAUCAACCUGGAGAACUUCAGGAGGCAGUACGUCAGACGCAGAUGGAAGCUGUCCUUCAGAAUUGUUGCCCUGUGCAACCACUUGACUCGCAUGAUGAAGAAAGACCUCCGCAAGCAGGAGGAUGAGCUGAGGGACUGCGAGAGCGACCAGGAGGAGGAGGCCCUGAAGAUGAGACCACGUAGCAGGACGAGGAGCAUGUCUUCCUGAAUCCAGCACCUCCCCCCGCCUCGUCCAUGAUUCCAACUCUGACGAACACACAAAAAUAUUAAAGGGACACAAAUGACCCUGUCUGAGCCAUGUAGAAUGCACACAUUCCCUCAGGAGUUUCCCGCAUGGGAGGACCCAAACAUGCUGUGCCCAAUUGCCACAUGGCCUUACACGUUUAGAACACCUGAACACCAUCCUGUUUUUACCUAAACACAAACGCAAACCAUUCCAACUUCAGCAAAGAAGUCAAGACUUAGUGCCUGCAAAACACCACUCUGGGGUAAUGCACAUGUAUCAUCAUAUAAGCUUAAAAUAGCAAGCGUGAUUCUACAGGUUAUGAAUUAGCUUUUAAAGCGUAUGUCUGUUGAAUGUAUUUUACAGUGGUCAUAGUCAACGAGUGUUUUUUUAGACAGUCUGACAAUGGCCUUUAUUAAUGUCUUAAUUGUAACUGUUAAUAUGCUAAGCUAUAUUGUAAAUAGGGGAAACAGAAUUCAUUACUUUAACUGAAAUGUUUUUAAAUAAGUGCCUUAGUAACCAGAGUACUUUAAAAUUUAACGAAAUGAUCUGUUGGAGAAGCAGGAGAUUCAGUUUAGAUGUUGAAACACAGCAAUGUUUUUAUUUCAAUGCAGUUGCUUUGACUAUGGUUAUUUUUCAAAUGAACACUGCCUGUGAAUAAUUUCUGCUCCUGAGCAAAGGCAGCUCUGAGUUAGUCUUAUUAAUAAAGACCAAUUGGAAAAUAUGCAUCAUUCCAAACAGCCAAUGUCAAAUAUAAACACAGCUCUCAAAUUGCUGCAGAAAUUUUGAUUAAUUUGAAAUAAUGGCAUGGUGUUCAUUUGAAGUGCUACAGCACGUGGAGUGUGUGGAGUAUGUUCCAGUUUUCAGGAGUGACCAGUGUUUCGGAAUCAGAAACAGGUUGCCUGGGAUGACCUGCUGGUGUAGAUUUGAUAGAGCUCUGCAUUAGGAGCCAAACACAGGCGUCUUACCUGAGAAGGCUAAUGCAUGACUGAUGACGUACGUUUACAUGAGUGGGCAGAGAAACAGGAGGAAGCUGGGGAAAAGUGAAUUUCGUCCAUGUGGGUGAAUGAAAUUGCUCUGGUGCCUGUGCUGUUUGUUCGUAAAUCAGUGGAAGCAUUUGGACCAGAAAUGGUGUAGCGCUAGAAAACAAGAAGAGAGCUAAGGAUGAACUGCUUACCGAGGUAAAAACUGUUCCAGCCAUAUUUAAAAAUGUACACUGUUGGGGUUCUUGCCUAUUGGUGUGGUCAUGUACCCCUGGAUUCUUGAAUUGAAUCCUGACCAUGCCAGUUGCAACAAUGGUCAGGCACCCAUGGGAAACAUGUACUUGGCUAUUUCCCUGCCUCAUCACACAAUUGCAAAUCCUGCCUGCACAAGCUCUGCAAGAUGUUCAGUGUUCUGGCACAAUGACUACACAGCUAAGCUGGUGGACAGUGGAUGUUACACUGAUGUAACCGAAUUGCAUUUUCAAAUGCAAAUUGAAAAAACUGGCAUAGGAAGGUGAUAUGUGUUAUUAACUAUGCAGAAAUAUUUUUGAUAAAUUCUGCUCAAAUGGUUUGUCUGUUUUUCUUUUAAUGGAACGGUUGAGUCUCCAAAGUCUGAACACAAGGAAGUGCUUGUGUGGUAAACAUGGUCUGGCUUCCUUUUCUGGUUAGACCACAUCCUGUAUGUGUCACCUUUCCUUUCACCAAUCACACAGCUUGAUUGUGAGUCAUGAGGACCCGAGGCACAGAUUCCACCCAGUCAAGUCUUGUGACUGUCCUCUGCUCAACGAGUUUGGCUGUCCAAUCACGAUUCAAGGGGUCUUGUUGACCUGAUUACUCUAACAACCUGUUAAAAGGCACAUACAGUUCUCUUCCUGCAUGCUCUUGGCUUGGUUGGAUGAAACAUCAGUUUCAUCAGUUGAAGUGAGUGUGGUGGUUGGGGUGGGGUGAUGAUUCAGCUAAAUGGUUUAUGAAAUUUUGGACAUUGUGGUGGAGAGCCAGAUACCUCUGCAGACAUCCCUGCUGUCCAAGGAACAGGGUGUCUGCCAUGACCUCCAAUCUCACAGUUCCUUUCCUAAAUUAAUCCUCGUUCUCCCAACUCAAUUCAGCCUCACAUCUCCACUGUGCCUCACGUGUAUUUUUGUGGAAGACUACAAGCUGGUGUGGUCUGGUUUAGCUGCACUGAUCCCCAGAGCAGGAGCAGACUGGACUGAUCCUGGGGAUUUGGAGGAGAGCACUAUUACUAUCUAUUACAUUGUGAAACAUGUUCUUGUUCUUAUUCUUAUUAACAAUAAUAAACCAUCUACAGUACAUCAUCCCUUUAAACUCAUUAAAUUGAAGCAGGUGAUCUGUUGCUGAAAGUAUGUGCCGCAUAAACAAUUAUGGCUCUGAAACACAUGCUGUAACUUAACAUAUCUUUUAUCUAAUCCUCAAAAAUAAUUUAAUUGUGAUCUGUCAGCACCAAAAUCUGAAACGUCUCUCCAAAUGUGCAUCUUCAUGGAAUGCAAAUAUAGAGCUUAAUGAGCUGAAUAUGUGCAGUGCUCCUUUAAUUGACAUCCCUGUACAAUUGUUACUUAUAACAUGAAAUGUGUGCAUUAACCUUACUAAAGUUUUCAGGAUUUCCCAAAAAGAGUUGGCUAUGACAUUAUGGAAUUUUUGCACUGAGUUCCAAAUGAAAAUAAUGCAUUAAUGAACUGUGAAAAAAACAGUGUUGAAUGAGGGGGUCUUCAUGUAUGUAUUUCUAUUUUCUUGAUGUCUUCAUCUGUCAAUGUUUAACCAAUGUGCCUGAACACUUUUGUUAUGCCAGUGUUGUUGUGCUUAUAUUAGUGAAGAGUCUAAAAUCUGAUGUCAUCUGAAGAAUUAACAAGCAUACCAGUUUGAAUGACAAUUACCAAUCUGCCCCUGAUUCCCUUUGUACAUGGUUGCAUGUUUUCUAGUUAUGGUGCUACCUUAAAUGCCUUAGUGCAUAUCAUGUAAUCAUGUAAAGAAUGUUGGUGUACAUAUUGUUCUGAUUGCAUAUAUUUAAGGUAGCCCAAUCCCAUUGUUGAAUUUAAUGUGAAGUAAACAAAGGAAAGGUGUGAACGAGUGGAAAUGCAGAUUGAGAAUUGUUUAAAAUUACACACUUGUUAAUCCUACAAAAUCAUGACAAAUUAGCUCCAAGCCAAACAAAGUAUAAAGAGGGUUUGAGCUUCCCAUAAGCUGACUCCACUGGUUUAUAUAGUUUACAGUCUUUGUCUUCAUCUUAAAGCCAGUCCCCCUUAACCCUGUGCCUGGGGGAAAGGUUAUUCUGUGCCAUUCUUUGUAUACAGGGUGUGUGUUUGCUCUGCUCUCACUUGCUGUGCCUAACAGGAACAGAGGGCUGUCUCUGUUUUUUGUUUGUAUUUUUCUCAAUUUUCUAAUUAAUUUACAAGAAUGAAUCAAUACAGAUAUUUAUGAAUACCCUUCA